Calidris pugnax (ruff) is the source of this 1257-nucleotide messenger RNA. Its product is annotated as kinesin-like protein KIF2A. Lineage: Eukaryota; Metazoa; Chordata; Aves; Charadriiformes; Scolopacidae. Gene Ontology annotation, biological process: microtubule-based movement. Gene Ontology annotation, molecular function: microtubule binding; ATP binding; microtubule motor activity. The record is from RefSeq and is a predicted model, not a curated record.
AUGUUAAAAAGAUCUUCCUGUAGCCAGAACCUUGAAAUUCUUUAUUCAGGAAUCCAGAUGACUGAAGAGCAUUACAAAAAUGGAUUAAAAAUAUCAUCAGCUGUUCCAGUUAUCAAAUUGCUGAACCCCUCUGCAGAAUACAGCGUGGUGCCGGGCACAGGUAAUGUCCUGGUUGCCAAGGAUGUCUUCCACGGGCUGCAGGACCUCAGCUGCCAGAAACUGGAGCUUCAAGGCAAUGGGACCUUCUUUGAGAUUUAUGGGAGUGAAGUGUUUGACCUCUUGAACUGGAAGAUGCAGCUGAGAGUCCUUGGAGGUGGUAAACAGCAGAUCCACGUGGUGGGGCUGUGGGAGGAAGAAGUCACCAGCGUGGAAGACGUCAUCAAGCUAAUUGAUAAGGGCAGCAAGUGUCGCACAUCGGUCAAGACCUCUGCCAACACUCACUCCCCCAGAGCCAUGCCAUCUUCCACACCAUAGUCAAGAGAGAGAGGGCAUUUGUACACCAAGUUUUCCUUGAUUGAUUUAGCUGGGAGGAAGGGAGGAGCUGACAUCUCCACUGCAGACGGGCAAACAAGACUGGAGGGGGCUGAUAUUAAUAAAAGCCUGUUGGCAGUCAAGGAGUGUAUCAGGGCAUUGGGGCACAGCAGAGCCCACACCCCAUUCAGGGCUAGUGAACUCACCCAGGUCCCAAGGGACUCAUCUAGAGGGGAAACCUCCUGUACCUGCAUGAUUGUCACUAUCUCUGUAGGAAUGAGAUCCUGCACCCUUCACACCCCAGGGUACACCAGGCGUGUGAAGGAGCUGGUGAUGAAUUUAAAUUCCCUUGCACAGCCCUAUCAGGAGCAUCCCAGGACAGCUGAGUUACAGCUGCUUGGGGUUCAGGCAGACAAGGAAGUCUUUCCCCCCAUUAUUACUUUCAGUGCUGGGGGGAAAACAGAGAGGAAGAGAAAAGAGGUGGAUGAGAAAACACUUAGAGAGGAGCAUUGGGAAUCUCUGCCGUGGUUGAAAGUAUUCUGAGAAGUAGCUGGGGAAAUAGACUACAGUGUAGGUUUUUACACUGCACAGUUUGAAUACAUUCUGGGUCAAACAACUGGCAUCCUGACCAAGAUCCAAGAAAAUGUCAGAUUAUUCCGGUCAGCUCUUUGGAAGGAAGAACGGGGCAGCAGACAGAGCUGCAGGAAAACAUCCCCGUACGCUUUCCGCGUGCUGUCUGAGCUCGCUCUGGCUGUUGGUCCCAUCCACCAGUUUACGCUGGUUUAA